Molecule: messenger RNA, 1767 nt
Organism: Closterium sp. NIES-65
Lineage: Eukaryota; Viridiplantae; Streptophyta; Zygnematophyceae; Desmidiales; Closteriaceae
Source: the annotation of a GenBank genome assembly
AUGCCCCCACCAGGUGACUUUUCAUCUGUUGUUGCCCCCCUCUGUCUCAAGGUAGUAUGGGUCGAUCACAUUCAGAGCAAGUCUCAGCGAUCUUCCCGCCACACCCCCAUCGCCCCUCCCUUGGAGGCCCUUCACUUGCUGCUGGCACACCAGCAAGAUGCGAGCAACAACCAUGCAGCAAGAAGGAAUCAAUCAAAGGACAACCUAGAAGCUAUUAAAGUGGACUGCAAACUUGAAGCUGCUGCGAUUCACGUGGAAACGGAUGAAGUGGCUGGAGUGGAGAGCGGGAGCAAGGGCAAGGGAGAGCCUGGGGAUAAAGGAGGGCAGGCGAUGGGGGAGAGGGGAGAUGGUGCGGAGUGUGAGGGGAGCGUGGGUGUGAGAGGACAAGGUGUGUGGAGAGAGAGUGUGGAGGAGCGGUGUGUGUGGGAGUUGGUGGAGCAUGCGAGGGUGGAGAGGCGGGUGGUGGUGGGGAGUGUGCUGGAGGGAGCCUUCGGUGCUGUCCAUGCGGGGCAGUAUUUCAAGGCUUAUCAUGUGAGUGUUACGUUCAAAGGGCUUCUUUUGGACUUAUCCGGAUCAGCAUGCGGGAGUAGAGAGAAGAGUGGAGAGGCGGGUGGUGGUGGGGAGUGUGCUGGAGGGAGCUCUGGCUGCUAUGUCUGCUUGCUCGUGUCCAUUGAUCUUCUUCUCCUCCCUCCUUCCCACCCCCUCCCUCCCCUCCCUUCCUGCAGCACCUCUGUGUAUGCCCUCCUCUCCCCUUACCACACUAAUUGCCUGGGACCUCAUAGGCCCCUCCCACCUCCUUCGCCUGAUCAUGCCCAUACCUCUCUUCCCUCCCUCCUUCCAUCCCCCACUCCCUUCCGUCAGAUCCUUUGCCUGUGCCCUCCUCUCCGUCCCCUCACCACGCUCAUUGCCUGGGACCUCAUAGGCCCCUCCUGCCCUGCCACCCGCCUGUGUCUCCUCUGGGCUCUCUGGCCCCUCCAGUCCUCCCUGGCUCGCAUGGUGCGUGAAGCCGACCCGUUUGUUGCACGGCUAGCGGUGGAGCUGCUGCAGGUGCAGCCGCACCUGCACGUGCUGCUCUCUCUGGGCGCCCACUGUUUCCUCCCAUAUGAACUUAUAAGGCCAGUGCAGGCCCAGCUGGGAGCUAGGUGCAACGUGCUUGGUGGCACAUCUCUACUAGCCAGGGACUACCUGGCAGCAGGGCUGUGCAGCAUCCAGCUCUUCCUCUACUCGCCCGAUCUUCGCACAACACCAACGCACUUGCAGCAGGCACAGCUGCUCUUUGAGAAGGGCAUGGAGGCGAGGCAAAACGCAGCAGCAGACAUGGCAGCAUUGAUCGGCCCUCUUGCUGCUGCCGGCAAGAGACUCGCCGUCUCUGCCUCCUCCUCUUCCUCCUCUGUUGCUGCUGCUGCUGCUGGUGGUGGCGCUGCUUGUGCAAGUGGUAAUGGUGCAGGUGCAUCUGCAGGAGGGGCAGGUAUAUCUAGAGCAGGUACCACUCCCAGCAGCACCAGCACCAGCACUAGCAGGACUGCCGCCAGCACGGCUACCAGCCUGGUGCUGAUCGGCAAGCAGCGGGCAGCGACAGCAAAGAUCUCAAACGAGGAUCUGCUGAGUCUGCAGCAGCUAACAGAGAUGCAGGUGGAGGUGGUGCGGGCGGUGGGGGCGUGCAGUGGCAAGGACAGCAGCGGCAUGCCUUUCGUGGGGGCGGCGAGGAAGGCCCCAUGGAGUGUAGCUUUGUUCGGUGCUCCCAGCUACGACAAAACUAACAAGUGA